Molecule: messenger RNA, 4178 nt
Organism: Merops nubicus (carmine bee-eater)
Lineage: Eukaryota; Metazoa; Chordata; Aves; Coraciiformes; Meropidae
Product: probable E3 ubiquitin-protein ligase HERC1
Exons: 21
Source: RefSeq, a predicted model, not a curated record
AUGGCAGCUAUGAUCCCACCUGUGAAGCUGAAAUGGCUUGAACAUCUGAACAGCUCCUGGAUCACAGAAGACAGCGAAUCUAUUGCAACAAGGGAGGGAGUUUCUGUCUUGUAUGCUAAGUUAGUCAGCAAUAAAGAAGUAGUGCCAUUGCCCCAGCAGGUUCUGUGCCUCAAAGGACCUCAGUUACCAGAUUUUGAGCGGGAAUCUUUAUCUAGCGAUGAGCAGGACCACUACUUGGAUGCCCUUCUUAGCAGCCAGCUGGCCCUGGCGAAGAUGGUAUGCUCGGACUCACCGUUUGCUGGAGCACUUCGAAAACGUCUCCUUGUGUUGCAGCGUGUCUUCUAUGCACUUUCUAAUAAAUAUCACGAUAAGGGGAAGGUGAAACAACAGCAGCAUUCCCCAGAAAGCAGUUCCGGAUCAACAGAUGUGCAUUCUGUCAGUGAGCGUCCCAGGUCGAGUACAGAUGCACUCAUAGAAAUGGGGGUUCGGACUGGAUUAAGCUUGUUAUUUGCACUGCUAAGACAAAGUUGGAUGAUGCCCACGUCAGGACCUGGCCUCAGCCUUUGCAAUGAUGUUAUCCAUACUGCAAUAGAAGUUGUGAGCUCUUUACCACCUUUAUCUUUAGCAAAUGAAAGCAAGAUUCCACCAAUGGGGUUGGACUGCUUAUCACAAGUAACAACUUUUCUUAAAGGAGUAACAAUUCCAAACUCUGGGGCAGACACUUUAGGUCGUAGGCUAGCUUCUGAAUUGCUUCUUGGUUUGGCUGCCCAACGAGGUUCCUUGAGAUAUCUUCUGGAAUGGAUAGAAAUGGCUUUAGGUGCUUCAGCUGUAGUGAACACCAUGGAGAAAAACAAGUUGCUGCAAAGCCCAGAAGGGAUGAUCAGCUUUGAUUGCUUCAUGAGUAUACUGACACAGAUGCGACGGUCCUUGGGAUCAUCUGCGGAUCGAAGUCAAUGGAGAGAGCCAACUAGGACAUCUGAUGGCUUAUGUUCCCUUUACGAGGCAGCUCUGUGUUUAUUUGAAGAGGUUUGUCGAAUGGCAUCAGACUAUUCAAGAACAUGUGCCAGCCCUGACAGCAUUCAAACAGGUGAUGCUCCCAUUGUUUCUGAGACCUGUGAAGUGUAUGUUUGGGGUAGCAACAGCAGUCAUCAACUGGUAGAAGGAACUCAAGAGAAAAUACUUCAACCCAAGCUUGCUCCAAGUUUUUCUGAUGCACAGACGAUUGAAGCUGGACAAUAUUGUACGUUUGUUAUUUCUACGGAUGGUUCUGUUAGAGCCUGUGGUAAAGGCAGCUAUGGGAGACUAGGACUGGGUGACUCCAAUAAUCAGUCCACAUUGAAAAAAUUGACUUUUGAGCCUCACAGAUCUAUUAAAAAAGUGUCAUCUUCAAAAGGAUCUGAUGGUCACACUUUAGCAUUUACAACAGAAGGGGAAGUCUUCAGCUGGGGUGAUGGUGACUAUGGAAAACUGGGACAUGGAAACAGUUCAACUCAGAAAUAUCCCAAACUUAUUCAGGGCCCUCUGCAAGGAAAGGUUGUUGUGUGUGUAUCAGCUGGAUACAGGCAUAGCGCUGCUGUUACUGAAGAUGGAGAGCUGUAUACGUGGGGAGAAGGAGACUUUGGAAGAUUAGGUCAUGGUGACAGCAACAGCCGCAAUAUUCCAACUUUAGUAAAAGAUAUUAGCAAUGUAGGAGAGGUUUCCUGUGGCAGUUCACACACAAUAGCUCUGUCCAAAGAUGGGAGAACAGUAUGGUCGUUUGGAGGAGGAGACAAUGGCAAACUUGGUCAUGGUGAUACAAAUAGAGUAUAUAAACCUAAAGUUAUAGAAGCCUUGCAAGGAAUGUUUAUUCGAAAAGUUUGUGCUGGGAGCCAGUCUUCACUUGCCUUGACAUCAACAGGGCAGGUUUACGCAUGGGGCUGCGGUGCGUGCCUUGGCUGUGGCUCGUCAGAGGCGACUGCUCUCCGGCCCAAGCUGAUUGAAGAGCUGGCCGCAACGAGAAUAGUUGAUAUUUCGAUUGGCGACAGUCACUGUUUGGCACUUUCUCAUGAUAAUGAAGUUUAUGCUUGGGGUAACAAUUCAAUGGGACAAUGUGGUCAGGGAAACUCUACUGGUCCCAUUACUAAACCGAAGAAACUACUUUCAAAUCAUCUUGCACUUGCACUGGCUGGGGGUGUAGCUACCAGCAUUCUUGGCCGACAAGCUGGUCCUCUUCGAAACUUGUUAUUUAGACUGAUGGACUCUUCUGUCCCGGAUGAAAUUCAGGAAGUUGUAAUUGAGACUCUCUCAGUGGGAGCAACUAUGCUACUUCCUCCAUUGCGAGAGAGAAUGGAAUUGCUACAUUCUCUUCUACCCCAAGGUCCUGAUAGAUGGGAAAGUUUAUCAAAAGGGCAGAGAAUGCAAUUGGAUAUUAUUCUGACAAGUUUGCAGGAUCACACCCAUGUAGCUUCCCUGCUUGGCUAUAGCUCACCAUCUGAUGCCACAGAAACUUCUUCAUUAUGUAUCAGCUAUGGAAAUCUGGCUGAUCAAACAUACGCUGUCCAGAGCAGUCAUCCGGAUACUCAUCUAGCUGAAAUCUUAAUGAAGACUCUUCUAAGAAAUUUGGGGUUUUAUACAGAUCAAGCCUUUGGAGAACUGGAAAAAAACAGUGAUAAAUUUUUACUGGGUACAUCAUCGUCAGAAAACAGUCAACCUGCUCAUCUUCAUGAGCUUUUAUGUUCACUGCAGAAACAAUUGCUGGCUUAUUGCCACAUCAACAGUGUUAGUGAGAAUUCCAGCAGUGUGGCACUGCUGCACAAGCACCUUCAGCUUUUAUUGCCUCAUGCAACAGAUAUCUAUUCCCGCUCUGCAACACUGCUUAAGGAAAGCUCGUGGAAUGGUAGUGUUGGGGAAAAACUGAGAGGCGUAAUUUAUGUAUCGGCUGCUGGGAGCAUGCUCUCUCAGAUUGUCAACUCAUUAUUGUUACUGCCAGUGUCAGUAGCUCGGCCUUUGUUGAGUUACCUGCUAGAUCUGCUGCCACCUUUAGAUCGUCUUAACAGACUGUUACCUGCAGCAGCCCUUUUAGAAGAUCAAGAAUUACAGUGGCCACUUCAUGGUGGACCUGAAUUAAUUGAUCCUGCUGGAGUGCCCUUACCACAGCCUGCCCAGUCUUGGGUAUGGCUUGUUGAUCUGGAGAGAACUGUAGCUUUGCUUAUUGGGCGGUGUCUUGGUGGCAUGCUUCAGGGACCUCCAGUGUCCCCUGAGGAACAAGAUACAGCUUAUUGGUUGAAAACUCCACUUUUCAGUGAUGGGGUGGAGAUGGAUAUUCCUCAUUUAGAUAAAUGCAUGAGCUCCUUGUUAGAAGUGGCCCUAUCUGGAAAUGAGGAACAGAAGCCAUUUGAUUAUAAACUGAGACCUGAGAUUACAGUCUAUGUUGAUUUGGCCUUGGGUUGUACGAAAGAACCAGCAAGGAGCCUCUGGAUCAGUAUGCAAGACUACGCUGUUAGUAAAGAUUGGGAUACUGCAACUUUAAGUAAUGAAUCACUCCUAGAUACUGUGUCAAGAUUUGUUCUUGCAGCUCUUCUAAAACAUACCAGCUUACUUAGUCAAGCUUGUGGUGAGAGCAGAUACCAGCCUGGCAAAGCUUUGGCAGAAGUAUACCGUUGUGUAUAUAAAGUUCGGAGUCGCUUGCUUGCCUGCAAGAACAUGGAACUUAUUCAGACUAGAUCAUCCUCAAGAGACAGAUGGGUGUUAGAUAACCAAGAAUCUGCUGAUAUUGAUACUCAAGAACAUUCUUUUACUCGUACAAUUGAUGAAGAAGCGGAAAUGGAGGAGCAGGCAGAACGUGACAGAGAAGAAGGACACCCAGAACAAGAAGAUGAAGAGGAGGAAAGAGAACAUGAAGUUAUGACAGCUGGUACCCGUGAAGUAGCUCGCAGUCGGGAUCGAGAUAGGAUGAACACUGGGACAGGGACUAGGCUUGAUGAUCCACCUCCUCAGUCUCAGCAGGAGCGAAGAAUCAGCACUGAUCCAACAGAAGGUCAAGAUGUGUAUACUGCUGCGUGCAACUCUGUGAUCCACAGAUGCGCUUUGUUGAUCUUAGGAGUAAGCCCUGUUAUUGAGGAGCUACAGAAACGAAGGGAGGAUGGACAGUUACAGCAGCCUCCCUCUACUGCUCCUGAGGGCAUCGGACUCAUGACAAG